UUUCGAAUGACAAAAAAGCCCUCAUCCUCAAUCUUCCUGCUUGAACCCACUAUGUCCCAAUUUCUUGUUCCUCUUCAACCCAAAACCCUAAAGAGAAAAUUUCAUUUUUCCAUUGAAGAGAAAAGGAAGAAUCCUUUUAACUCCCGAUUUCUGCCACCUCAAAUAUUAAUAAGCAUGUCAGGUUAAGGAGUAUCUGGUGGUAAAAUGGGGUCGAGCUUGCAUCAAUGGGAAUCCGAUCCGCUGUUUACAGCAGCUGAAGUUGUUCAAGACUCCGCGGACCGGAUGGAAUCAAUAUUUCGUCUUCUAUUACAUGAGCAAAGCCUUGUCCAUGAUGACCAUGCUGAUCCAAGGCUGCUGACAUCAAUAGAGUAUCAUAGGCGUGAUCUUGCUACUAUUCUUGAGACUGCAAAAUGGCAGUUGGAAGAUUUCGAAAGGGCUGUUUGCUUGUCAGCUACAAUGGACAAGUAUCAGAUGAAGGAGGAUGUGAUUUCUAGGCAUAGACAGUUCAUUAGAGCCAUUAGGGAACAAAUAAAUCAUGUGAGGAAAAGCAUUGAAGAUCCAUCAACCAGAAAUUCAAUGAACAGCCUUGAAUGGGUCAACUUAAAUGAACAGGACAGAGAUGGAUUGGCAGUAUUUCUUUCAGGAGGAAAUCCCAUGGAACAAAUCAAUCAUCAUGAGAUGGAAGAUAGUAGUAUCUUGAGAAGAUUUCUUGAUCCAACCACAACUUCGACUUCAAAAGAUGCUGAGAUUGUUCAGCAUGAAAUCAGAGAAGUUCAGAAUUUGAAUAUAAAUGGCGGUCCUGUGCAUGCUGAUGAUUAUUAUGAUUCUUUGAAGGUAAAUGACUUAAGGAUGGUCGGUUCUCAUCAUUCCACGAAAUUGUGUUUAGAUGUGCCAGAUUCAUGUCUAGAAACAUCCUGCAGAGCGCAAAUUGAAGAUGAAAAAUGGGAUCUGGAAGCUAACAUAGUCAAACCCGAAAGUUCCUUCCACAGGAAUAAGUUGAAGGGAUUGUUUGGUAGAAUGAAUAUCGUUCGUUUCUUGUUUCCAAGAAAUGUGUAUGGUGGUGUGCCUAGAAAUUAUACAAAGCAGAUGAAAGAUGGAGAAGAACAAAAACAUUCUCCGGAAUCUACGGGCGUUUCUCAUGCCUUGAAGGACUGCCAUUUUGGAACAAGUUUAUCAUAUGGAAGGAACAUCCAAGGGUUAUACUCCAGAUUUUUUAUGGAUAUAAGAUCCUUCUUUUGGUGGCUUGGGACAUGUGGGACAAGAUAUGCUAGAUCUCAAUGCCAUCUUCACAAUCAGCACUUCUUGCAAAUGAUAUUAACAAUAAUAUUAGCACUCAUUCUUUUAGGUUUACUCGUCUCCCAACUUGCUUGAAGAUGGUUACAAAUCUCUUCAAAUAUUCAAUAUAUUUCAGGGACUUAACUGCAAUUCGCCAAGUGCAGCUGAUAUUUAUAUUAUGUUUGUGGAACAGAUGAAAUCCACAAAAGAACUGGAGAAUUCAUUUGAAAAUCCAUAUUUUAUCAUGAAUUUGCUCGCUAAUUUGUGAAUCAGCUUUUUUUGUUCCUUGUAAAUACAAGGCUGAGUUUACGAAUAUACGAUGUUCUCAUAACAAAUACAUGGAGAUAGGCAUGCCCAAUUCACAAACAGUCCAAGAAAAUGCAAAUUCAGUUGCAUUUCAGGGCUUGGGUCCGAGGGCUCUGCUUCAGCAGUAAAUUUUAGCCGGCACCAUCAGCAAAAUCAUGCCCGGAGUACCGGAUGUUAAAAGCUAA
This is a messenger RNA of Carica papaya (papaya), 1766 nucleotides long. RefSeq lists its product as uncharacterized. Gene Ontology annotation, cellular component: membrane. NCBI's taxonomy places the organism in Eukaryota, Viridiplantae, Streptophyta, Magnoliopsida, Brassicales, Caricaceae. Gene Ontology annotation, biological process: Golgi vesicle transport. The record is from RefSeq and is a predicted model, not a curated record.